Liolophura sinensis is the source of this 3302-nucleotide messenger RNA. RefSeq names its product BRCA1-associated RING domain protein 1-like. Gene Ontology annotation, cellular component: BRCA1-A complex; BRCA1-BARD1 complex. Bases 121 to 1956 code for a protein of 611 amino acids. Gene Ontology annotation, molecular function: ubiquitin-protein transferase activity; protein binding. The transcript is spliced from 11 exons. The record is from RefSeq and is a predicted model, not a curated record. Gene Ontology annotation, biological process: protein K6-linked ubiquitination. NCBI's taxonomy places the organism in Eukaryota, Metazoa, Mollusca, Polyplacophora, Chitonida, Chitonidae.
GACAAUGUUACGUCUUUUCCUCAAACGCUUGAAGCUCUUGGUCAGCUGACUGAAGAUCUAAAAUGCUCAAAGUGCUCUGUAUUGAGUGAAGGCUUGUAUUCUGCAGGUGUAUGUGAGCAUAUGUUAUGCAGUGAGUGCAGCGAGAAUCACCUGGGAAACGACUGUCCACUCUGUGGCUUGCCCACCCAUGUGAAGGACGCCCAGGUGAACCGUCAGCUGUCUAACAUGGUCAGGCUGUGCCGGGAGCUGAGGGGAUUGGUCACUGCAACGGGACCCCUAAAAGAUGAGGGAUAUAUGGAAACAAGGUUGAGAAAUGGUUGUCAUGGGAACGUCACUAACGGUAACAGUCUACAGUCAGUAUAUGACUUUACAUGUACCCCAGUCCGUGCCUCUAAAAACAGAGGAGGUCAGCGUAACAGACGGCCGGUCAACUACUGUGAAAUGGAGACGUCAGAAUUAAACGAAAAUGAAACAAGCCUGCCCAAUCAAAGAACUCCACAAAACAGUUCCAUAAGGGCAGCGAAUAGAGGACGGUCGAAUAGUUCAUAUAGACCUCGAACAGGACAAAAAUGGCGAUCUUCAAGUGGACUGUUUCAAACAACAAUGACUCAGCUAUUUGAUGAUGUGUCUGAAAAUCAUAAUCCUGUAACUCCAAGGGCGAAAAGAAGGGAUGGGAAAGUCCUGAAAACUCCUGUCAGAUCAAAAUCACAAACCCCUAGACAAAUCAGGGGGAACAACUCUGGACAGAAGGGGAGUCAACUUUGUAAGACCCAAGUGCAUCUGUCAAAUAGCUUUUGCACCAUGUCACCACAGACACCAUCCAGCAGCAGAAAGAGGCACACAGACCCUAUGUUAAAGAAAAAUGCAAAAGGGGAGACUCCACUUCAUGUUGCUGUCAUAAAGGGUGAUGUGGAGCGAGUGGGAUCACUUCUGGGGGAGGGGGCAAACCCUAACGCCAGAGACAACGCUGGCUGGACACCACUGCAUGAGGCCUGUAACCAUGGCUACACGGACAUCGCAGAGCUGUUGCUGAAUAACGGGGCCUUGAUAAACACCCCUGGCAUGGAGAAUGACUCACCACUGCACGACGCAGUGUCUAACAACAGGCUGGACUGUGUCAGGUUACUGGUGUCCCGUGGAGCCUCCCAGACUGCCAGAAAUGUCUAUGGGCAGACCGUACAAGACAUUGCCAUUUCUGAAGAGAUGAAAGCAGCCCUUCAGACUCAAGUCUGUUCUUCCCCCACCCACACACCAACCUCCACCCCUGAAGCGGUGUUGAAGGAGUUGAGAUCACAUGAGCCUGUGGUGCUGCUAGGAACUGCCCUCUCAAGAGAUCAGAAAAUAAUUUUACACAAGGCUGCUGCCAUCUUGAAAGCCAGAGUGGAGGAAGACUUUGUGCCAGAAGUGACCCACUUGGUGACCUCUAGUAAUCAGGAAGGUCAAUGUCCUCGCACCCUGAAGUACCUCAGAGCCAUUCUCACCGGCAAGUGGGUACUCAACAUGGAGUGGGUGAAGAUGUGUAUUGAGUACAGUUCUCGUGUGUCUGAGGAACCCUUUGAAGUCAGUGGGUCAACCCCAAAUCCAGACACACAGGCCGCAACUAGGGGGCGCUCCAAUGAGGAACAUCAGUUGCCCCGUUUGUUUGAUGGUUGUAAGUUUUACUUCUCUGGGACGUUUGAGCAUCCUACACCUGACGUCACAGAGUUGAUCCAGUUAGUCAGGUGUGGGGGUGGUACAGUCCUCUCCAGAGAGCCUAAGCUACAGACGCUGGACAAAUCCUCCCUCACUGUGCCCUACCAUGCUUCACCAGACAGCCCGCUCAAGGAUUGUGGGAUAUAUGUUAUCCAUGACAACCGGGCAGAAUUUCAACCAAUAAGAUCACCUCACUUGUGUUCAGUGACAGUUUCAUGGUUAAUGGAUUCUAUAGCCUCAUUUAAACUUUUAGACCUUUCAUAACUUUUUUUGUAAUGUUUUUAUCUGUAAUAGGUUUUGACAUUUUCAUGAAAAUAAUACUAUAGAGGGUUUAGUACCAAGUAUUAAUGGGCUCUAACAAUAGCACAGAAACAAUGAAUUGUCUCCAUGUAUCAAAAUGCUAUAAUAUGAUCUGGCUUGUUCAGAUAUGCCAAUGGAAUUUUAGGACGAAAUUUCAUGUCAUUUUUUGAUUAUUUACUUUAUUUUUAAGCAGUAUAAAACAUGAAUUUUUAUCAGUUUUGUAUGUUAUACAUGUAAUUAUGUUCACCUAAAAUUCUUGAAGUGCCACUGACACCAUUGUUAGAAUGCAGAAAGAACAUAAUCUGUGGAAAAUGAAAUCUAGUAAAAUGCAUAUAUAUCUUUGUUUUAAAUGGGGUUUUCUUAAUGGGUUUAUUAAUAUCCUGAAAAAUGCAAAUCACUGUCGUUGUGUUAACACCUAGGCAGCCUUUUGAUGUCACAGGAUCAAUCCUGGGUCGAGUCACACCUAAGACUUUAAAAAGAGGAAGUUGUAACUUCCUUGCUUGGCGUUCAGCAUGAAGAGGAUAGUGCAACGACUGGUUGACCCGUAUCAGUAUAAUGGCUCGGGCGGGACGGCUUAGUUGCCUUUGGUAAGUCCUCUCAGUGAAACAGCACUAGAUAAAAGAGCGGUGGAAAUGCGUCCUGCGACAAGGAGGUACAUUACAUACACCUUAAGGAUUCCUUCGUCGUCAUAUGACUGAAAAAUUGUGAAGUAGGACGUUAAACUCCAAGCACUCACUCACUCACAAGUUGUAUAAUAAGAUUGGAAACAUAAAAUAACUGACAUUUAUGGACUGAAACUCAACAAGUAGAAGUGCCCAAUUUGUCUUUGAACUAAAAAUGCAAAUGUAGUCUGUCAGGUAUUUUUGGUAAAGAUGUAUCGGCCUUCAUGUAUUUAGGCCGUCAUUGCUAUCCUACCUGGGAUACAAUAUAUGAGAUAUCGUAUUCUAGGCCCAAUGAUGCAGCAUUGUCUUAAUUCAAAGAAUCUGCCACAAGCAAAAUCUUCUGUGGUCAAUUUCAGAAAACUUCAUUUAAUAAAAUUUCAUUCGAGUAGUAUAUAUUGUACCAUGGCAUUUACUCCGGCUUCCUUAGCACAUUUGAAUUCAGGGUUCCCAUGUUGGUGAAAAGAAAAAACCGUUUAUGUGGUCAUGAAAGUCAUAAAGUUUUUUAAAAAGUUCAGACAAUUUGAAAAAUUUUCCAUUUUCUGAACAUCUACACAUGUUCAAUCUUAUUUACUAAAAUUUUAGUAAUACGACAUAUUCUUCAUGGCAUGAUCAUAGGUGUCUUUUUUAUUUCUUUAUUGUUCCCAUCUA